Messenger RNA from Rubroshorea leprosula, 2195 nucleotides. Lineage: Eukaryota; Viridiplantae; Streptophyta; Magnoliopsida; Malvales; Dipterocarpaceae. The record is from the annotation of a GenBank genome assembly.
ACCCUUCGUCAAAUCAAAAUCUAGCGCAAUUCUAUCUCUAAACCCUAGUUUCGCCCCCAAAUUGUUCGUUGAAAUCACUCCCUGAGUCUUCUAAUCUCCAGAUUUGAGCUCAGAAUUCAUCGAAAAACAAGGAAGGCUGAAUUUUUUCAUGAUUGGGCAAAUUCGGUUCUCUCGCGUCACUUUUUAACCUCGAAUUCACUUUUCUGGUGAUUUUGUUGGAGCUGUGGGUGAAAGAUAUUGGAUUUUCGCAGUAUUGAGUUAUUGGAUGCAAAGUUUUGGUUCGAAGAAGCUUGGGAUGAAAUAAAAUGAUUUGAACCAUUUUUGUGUUUGUACCUUGCCUAAAAUAGUGGCUCACUGUGGUUUUUGGGUUGGUGCAAAGUCCUUUCAUAGAGCUGAGUGAAGAUUUGAUUUGAAGGAACUACCAUGGACUAUGGGCUUUCUGAUAGCAGUGGAACAGAUGAUGACCUCCCUCCAUCACACCAAAAUAGAUUUCAGAGAGGUCAGGCAGCAGUGAAUGGAAGACCUGCAAUUGUCGGCUCUGCUCCAUCAUUACCAAGGGUGCAAGGUGACAUGGAAACUCAAAUACACUUCAUUGAGCAAGAAGCAUAUAUUUCCGUUUUGCGGGCCUUCAAAGCUCAAUCAGAUGCCAUAACUUGGGAAAAGGAGAGUUUAAUUACUGAACUUAGAAAGGAGUUGAGAGUAUCUGAUGAGGAACACAGGGAGCUUCUAUCAAGAGUUAAUGCUGAUGACGUAAUUCGAAGGAUAAGGGAAUGGAGAAAGGCAGGUGGGCUCCAGCCUGGAAUGCUCGGUACCACUCAGCCUGUUCACAACCCCGUACCUAGUCCUACUGCUUCAGGAUCACGCAAGAAGCAAAAAACAUCACAGUCUGUGGCUUCAUUGUCUAUGGGAGCACCAUCUCCUGCAUUGCAUCCUUCUAUGCAGCCAUCAUCAUCAACCCUGAGACGAGGCCCUCCUCCAGGGGCUAAGAGCAAGAAGACAAAAUCUCAACCCUCUGCAGCUCUUCCUGGAAGAUCCCAGCCUGUUAAUCGUGGCUCCUCAGGGCCCUUUGUAACAAAUGGACCUGCUGGGGCAGCAACCCAUGAUCAAUUAAUUGGAAAGAAAGUUUGGACAAGGUGGCCUGAAGACAACCAUUUUUAUGAGGCUGUUAUAACUGACUAUAAUGCAGAUGAGGGGCGUCAUGCUUUGGUUUAUGAUAUAAAUACAGCAGAUGAAACAUGGGAAUGGGUCAAUCUCAAAGAGAUUUCUCCUGAAGAUAUUAGAUGGGAAAGUGAUGAUCCCAGAAUUUCCCGUAAAGGUGGUCGCCCUGGACCAGGCCGUGGCAUUAAGAAGUCCAUGCCACGUGGUGGUGGUGUCACUGGUGCAGGAAGAGGUAGAGGAACUAUAAAGGGUCAGCCCAAGAAAGAUUUUCCAUUGUCACAAAAUGGGGUUGGUAGAAAGGCUCUGGAUGAUAUUGAGAUACUUCACACCGAUACUUUAAUUAAGGAGGUAGAAAAAGUUUUUGGUGCAAGUCAUCCCGAUCCAACAGAGAUAGAGAAAGCAAAGAAAGUGUUGAAAGAGCAUGAACAAGCCCUAGUUGAUGCAAUUGCAAGGCUUGAAGACGCAUCUGACGGUGAAAGUGAUGGAGAGCAGCCAUUCUCACAAGGACAAUCUCUGGAUCAAGAUCGACCAUGGAGAAAACGACAGUAUGAUGAGGUGGGUGAAGGACGAACAAUUGAAAGAUCAGAUGCAAAUAAAAUGGCUAGAGAUGGUCACCAAGAUGUAGCUGAUGCUAUGCGAUUUUAGAUCUCAGAUUUCUUUGUACUAAUAGUCCUUGGCUUGUUGCCUUCUUAGUGGGUUGAUUAGAUUUAGCCUUAAUGUAAGUUGGGUUUUUUUUUUUUUUUCUUAUUAACUCGAAUCUAGGAAAACCUGUAUAAAAUUUUCUUUAACAGUGAAUAAACUUGACCAUGUUUUCGCUUUCAUAAGAUUUUGCUACCCUCUUGUUCCAUCAAGAACAUCUGAGCAGAGUACAGAACAUGGCUAUAUCUUCUGUUCCUGUUGGAUCAAGACGUAAUUAGAAUCCUGUACCAGAUAUUGCAACAUUUAUUGGAAUCUGGUUUUUUCACUGUGAUGUAACAGGGCUGCACGGAAUAUGAAUCAAAGUGUCUAAUUCCUGCAAAUAAAGCAAAGAUAUGAAU